Puntigrus tetrazona (Sumatra barb) is the source of this 3852-nucleotide messenger RNA. It is a transcript of the gene foxk2b, whose product is annotated as forkhead box K2b. NCBI's taxonomy places the organism in Eukaryota, Metazoa, Chordata, Actinopteri, Cypriniformes, Cyprinidae. Bases 483 to 2288 code for a protein of 601 amino acids. The transcript is spliced from 9 exons. Gene Ontology annotation, molecular function: DNA-binding transcription factor activity, RNA polymerase II-specific; protein binding; RNA polymerase II cis-regulatory region sequence-specific DNA binding. Gene Ontology annotation, biological process: regulation of transcription by RNA polymerase II. The record is from RefSeq and is a predicted model, not a curated record.
UAAAUGGUAAAGCGUUGCUUUUGUUUUUAUUUGCGAUUGCCGGAUUUUCACUGCAUUAUUUUUCUUCGAUAAUUUAUCAUUGCCGUAAUAUUAUAAAGCCGUUUCACGUCCAUGACAAAUCUCCAGUCCAGCGUUGACAACUCUCCACACACAUGCGUGUUGAGGCACAGCGCAACCGACCUUCAAUCCGUCUGGUCUCCCAUAGGCCUCGUUUCAUUGGUCGCAGUUGAAUUACCGCAUCCCCUAGCGCGCCGCCGAUUGGCCCGCGUGCCUGUCAAUCACAGCGCCCCCUUCGCCGGCGCGCUUUGAUUGGCUAAGGCCCCCUUCCCUUUCUCUGUGCGGUGAAUCGCGGCGGUGGGUCGAGUCGCCGCCGCUGAUGCUGGUGUCUCCGGUCGGGCACGUUUAACGUUUCACCACCCCUUCAUAUUUUUCCCCCCAUUCAUAUAUAUCGUGCCCCGCUCCGUGCGCGCGGAAAGAUAACGAUGGCAGCGGUGGCCCGCCUGGAGGGCCGCGAGUUUGAGUACGUGAUGAAGAAGCGCUCGGUGACGGUGGGUCGGAACUCGUCGCAGGGCUCGGUGGACGUGAGCAUGGGCCACUCGAGCUUCAUCUCCCGCCGGCACCUGGAGAUCUUCACCGCCGCCGCCGAGGACACGGGCUCGGGAGAGUUCUACCUGCGCUGUCUGGGCAAAAACGGGGUGUUCGUGGACGGGGUGUUCCUGCGGCGGGGGGCGCCACCCCUGCAGCUGCCGCGAGUGUGCACGUUUCGGUUCCCCAGUACGAACAUCAAGAUCACGUUCACUGCGCUGGCGAGCGUCAAGCGUGAGAAGCAGGAACCGGAGUCUCCAGUGAAAGCAGUUCAGCCACAGAUCUCCCCUUUAACCAUUAACAUCCCAGAUAACAUUGCUCACCUCAUGAGCCCUCUGCCCUCGCCCACCGGCACAAUCAGCGCUGCUAACUCGUGUCCGUCCAGUCCGCGCGGUGCUGGAUCGUCCGGUUACAGACUGGGCCGGAUCGUGCCUGACCUGCAGCUCAUGAAUGAUAACUCUCAGUCCGAGAACGACAAAGAAGCAUCAGAAGGAGACAGUCCAAAGGAUGACUCCAAACCUCCGUACUCGUACGCUCAGUUGAUCGUUCAGGCGAUAACGAUGGCACAGGACAAGCAGCUAACACUAAACGGCAUCUACACACACAUCACCAAGAACUACCCCUACUACAGGACAGCAGAUAAAGGCUGGCAGAACUCGAUUCGUCAUAAUCUGUCCCUGAAUCGGUACUUCAUCAAAGUCCCGCGCUCACAGGAAGAGCCGGGCAAGGGCUCAUUCUGGAGGAUAGACCCAUCAUCUGAGAGCAAACUGGUGGAGCAGGCAUUCAGGAAACGCCGGCCGCGGGGCGUCCCGUGCUUCAGGACCCCUCUGGGACCCCUCUCAUCUAGGAGUGCCCCGGCGUCGCCCAAUCACUCGGGCGUUCUCUCCGCCCACUCCAGCGGUGUGCAGACUCCCGACAGCCUAUCACGGGAAGGCUCGCCUGUUCCCAUGGAGCCAGAGCCCGCCUCUGCCCCGCCCCCUGCUGCUGCUCCCGCCACUGCCGUCCAACCCAAACUAGCUGUGAUUCAAGAGGCCCGUUUUACCCAAAACACCACAGCGUCUCCCAUCACCACUCAGCCGGUUCUGAUUGCGGUCCAGCGUCCGUUAACGCAGACGAUCAAACCCGUCACGUACGCUGUGGCGGCCCCGGUCACGUCCUCCUCGUCUGCGCAGCCGCUGAUGCAGACGGUGCACGUGGUGCACCAGAUCCCCGCGGUGGCCGUCAGCGCCGUGGGCGGGGCCAACCUGCAGCCCGCCAUCAAAAAGGAAACGCUGGAGAACGGAGAGGAGGUCAAAGUGAAGGUAGAGUCGGUUCCCGGCAUCACUCACGGCUCUAUAGGCUCAGCCAGUAGGAUCAUUCAAAGCAGCUCUGCAGCCACGACCCUCCAGACGGUUACCAUAGUGCAACAAGCCCCAUUGGGCCAGCACCAACUGCCAAUCAAAACCAUCACCCAGAAUGGCACUCAUGUAGUGCCCAUUGCCACGGCGAUACAGAGCCAGGCUAACGCAGUGUCGAGUCCGUUACACAUGUUGGCCACUCACGCCUCGGCGUCCGCCUCCCUCCCCAUGAAGAGGCAGAACGGAGAGAACGGGAGCGAGCCGCCGGAGAGCAAGCGGUUGAAAACCGAGGACGAAGAGCACGAAGUCAACACUGACCCCAACGGAACCGCCGCGGACACAAACUCCACCAACCAGCACAACUAGUCACCCGUUAACCACCACCGAUCUCCCUCCCCUUUUCUCUGGUUUUCUCUUUUUCCGUUUUCUCGUUCUCAUCACGGUUUCUCUUCCAUCCAGCAGCUCACUGUGCCAAAACCCAAGGCCCGGGCAGUUACUCCUUUUGAAGCAAAAAAAAAAAAAAAAAAAAAACGUACAAGACCAUCCGUUACUGUCGUUUUCCGCAGCAACCCUUCUGCCCGGUUUUCCUUUUUUCUCAUUCGAACGCUUGAUUGAACAAAACUCGCACCUCGAAACUCGAGAGCAACUGCCAUCUGGUCCGUAACCGGGCGUUUUAUUAGACUUUCACAGAUGUUGGAGGCGUUCGAUCGGCUCGGGAGUCGCGGUGGUUUUUAGCGGCUCGCGGACAGAAUUGGAAAGAAGGAUGCGACGAGCGAUGCCCUCCGGACGCGAUCCUCCGCGGACUCCGAAAAGGAUUCUAGAAGCUCCGGAACUGGCGUGUUCCUCGCGGCGGGCUGAGAAUUCCAGAACUCCCGCUCGCGGAAUCCGGGGUUUUUUUGGGCCGCUGACAACGGAACACGGGCUUCGAUCCAACAUUCCAAAGUUUGGCAGUCCGCUUACGGAGGGGGGGAAAAGCCAAGAGGAUGUCCUGGAAUGGAAUUACACACCAUGAACCACAAAUAGGUCGUUGUCUUUUUUUUUUUUUCUUCUUCUUCUUCUUUUUUAAAUAGUGCAUACUAGGGCUGUACGUGGAGCCAAAGGGAUCAAAAUAUUCCGAAACACAUCAGAUAUUCCUAAACUUUCGGCAGCUAGCCUGACAGCAUCCCCCACAAUCCCCUGCAGCCGUUGUAGUGGAUAAUAUGCAGUAUUUUGUCGUUCAUACAUGGAGCGUAGGAUCUGGGCGUGUUUUCAUUUAUAGAGACGUUUUAAAAAGUAAUAAUAACAAUAUAUAUAUAAGCAGCAGCAGCAGCAUAUGAGCAGAAGAGGACAUGGGACGUCCGGACUGUGUCUGUUUUCUGUUUUGUUAAACUAAGCGUAGUUUCUUUUCUAAGAUGGAUAAAAAUGUAUCAGUGGAGUAUUUCCUUCCUAUGUUUUUCCUUUUUUCCGUGUUAUUUUUAAACCUGAGCAAAACUGGCUUUGUUACACUGACAUAUUUUCAUACAGAUGCUCGAGAGGACGCGUCGUUUCCAUACGUAGUCGAACUGUUUUCAUCCAGCUUGCAUGUAAGGGACUAGAAGAACAUACCUGAGCCGUUGAAAUCAACAUGUAAUCCACAAAAACAAACAAAAAAACCACCACCAACAGCAACGACAGCAGCAGCAAGAUACGAGAAACCGCUUUGAAUCAGACCAGACCUGCACUUGAUCAGACGGUUUACUUUUUUCCCCGUUUCCUUUCCGUUUCGUUCCCUUUUCUUUUUAGGCUGUAUUGGUGUAGGCCGAUUCUGUCUGCUUAAUGAUUUUGAUCCUGGUCAGGCCGGUGUGUCUGACGGAUUAUAUGUGUUUCAAACAAAAGCAAAAAAAAUAUGAUUGAUGUUUGUUCUGCUUCAGUGGGUCAAUGCUUUUUUUUUAUAAAUUAAUUUAAAACCUUA